UUUUCUCAUUUACGGCUUUCAUAUUCCCCAAACCCACUUUUUGCCCCCUUCUUUCAUAUUCUUUGCGAUCGAGAUCUGUGCUUUUUCUCUCUUUUUGUGAUUUCCCAGUUGCCUACUGACAAAAAGAUGAAGCCUUGAAGAUGUUGCAUAUGUAUGGUGAGUAAAUGUUCGAUUUAUUUCUGCUGAUCCACGUUCACUCUCGGAUUUGGCUUCGCAAAAGGAAGAAGAGAAAACCAACAGAAACCUUUCUUAUUCUGGUCUUUUGCCUUCAUUUUCCCUUUCCUUUCCGCCUGUAAUUCCUAACUUUGUACAGUCCAAAAUCCAAAUACUAAAAAAAUUAAAACCCUUUUUUUUAGCCUCUUUGAUCUCUUCUUCUUUUUCUUUUGUUCAAACCUUUUUGAUUUUUUUCUUCACUCUCAUACUAAUUUUUAGCUUUAAUUUUAUAGAAAACCCAAAUAGCUGGAGUUUUAUUUUACUUGAGCUCGGUUGGUUUACAACUUUACAUCGAAUUUUGGAUUGGAUUUUGAUUAAUUUUGGUGGAAGGAUAACAAAAAAAAAAGGAGAUUUGAGUUGUUUGCACUGAACAGUUUACAAAGUGGCGAAAAUGAGUUUAAGUGCGGCCGAGGAUGAUUCGGGGUCAGAUAUUCAUUUACCGGCAGAUAUAGAUUGGCAUAUGCUUGAUAAAUCCAAGUUCUUUUUCCUUGGUGCCGGUUUAUUUUCUGGUGUAUCAUUUGCUCUUUACCCUGUAGUAGUUUUGAAAACUAGGCAACAAGUGUCAUCCACACAAAUUUCUUGCUCCAAGAUGUCUCUUUCCAUCAUGAGAUAUGAAGGAUUGAGGGGAUUCUACAGGGGUUUUGGCACCUCCUUGAUGGGGACAAUCCCAGCUCGAGCACUUUACAUGGGAGCCCUUGAGGUUACCAAGAGCAGUGUUGGCACUGCAACUGUUCGUUUAGGAUUCUCAGAUACUACAGCCACUGCUAUAGCUAGUGCUGCUGCCGGGUUAAAUUCAGCUAUGGCUGCACAACUUGUUUGGACCCCAAUCGAUGUUGUGAGCCAAAGACUUAUGAUUCAAGGUAGCAACAGUUGCAAAAAUCCAAUUUCAACUUGUAGAUAUAAGAAUGGUUUUGAUGCGUUUAGGAAGAUUCUGUAUGCAGAUGGCCCUAGAGGGUUGUAUAGGGGAUUUGGGAUCUCGAUACUGACAUACGGACCGUCAAAUGCGGUUUGGUGGACAUCGUACUCUGUUGCUCACAAGCUCAUUUGGGGUGGUCUUGGUUGCUCUAUUGGUAAAAAAGAUGAGAAUGGUUUGAUUGGAGGACCUGGUUUCAAGCCUGAUUCCAAGGCCUUGAUAGCUGUCCAAGGUUUAAGUGCAGCCAUGGCUAGUGGUGUUUCAGCUCUAAUCACCAUGCCACUCGACACGAUCAAAACCAGAUUACAGGUUCUAGACGGAGAAGAGAAUGGCAUAAGACGACCAAUGACGGUUUUGCAGACUGUAAAGAACUUGGUUAAAGAAGGCGGAUUAGCAGCCUGUUAUAGGGGACUGGGACCAAGGUGGGCGUCAAUGUCCAUGUCCGCAACAACCAUGAUCACUACCUAUGAGUUCUUGAAACGGUUAUCAACUAAGAGCCAAGAGAGCUUGACAUCAUAUAAGGCGGGCUGAAGG
Hibiscus syriacus is the source of this 1660-nucleotide messenger RNA. RefSeq names its product solute carrier family 25 member 44-like. Lineage: Eukaryota; Viridiplantae; Streptophyta; Magnoliopsida; Malvales; Malvaceae. Gene Ontology annotation, biological process: transmembrane transport. The record is from RefSeq and is a predicted model, not a curated record. Bases 605 to 1657 code for a protein of 350 amino acids. The transcript has a single exon.